Molecule: messenger RNA, 468 nt
Organism: Loa loa (African eye worm)
Lineage: Eukaryota; Metazoa; Nematoda; Chromadorea; Rhabditida; Onchocercidae
Product: serine/threonine protein kinase
Exons: 4
Coding region: 1-468 (155 amino acids)
Biological process (GO): cell surface receptor protein tyrosine kinase signaling pathway; innate immune response; protein phosphorylation
Cellular component (GO): extrinsic component of cytoplasmic side of plasma membrane
Molecular function (GO): ATP binding; signaling receptor binding; non-membrane spanning protein tyrosine kinase activity
Source: RefSeq, a predicted model, not a curated record
AUGCAAGGUUUAGUAUUAAUUAAAGCUGUUCCGAAAAUGGGACAUUUGAGUAGAAGUGCAAAUUUUAAUGAUGCCAAGGAAUCAUUGAUGCGUGAAGCAUUUUUAAUGUCGCAAUUUAAGCAUCCAAAUGUUGUUAAGUUUCAUGGAAUAUGUUAUGAUGUACCAACUAUAUCUAUCGUAAUGGAACAAUGUACAGGUGGAUCAUUGGACGCUCAUUUACGGCAAUGGGAAUGUAAGAUUACAGUUGGUGAACGAAUUUUAUAUGGUUUAGAAACAGCAAAAGGAAUGCGUUAUUUACAGGAAAAAGAAUUGAUACAUCGUGAUUUGGCUACACGAAAUUGUUUAAUUAGUAAGUAUGGUAUUAUUAAAAUUUCCGAUUUUGGCCUUAGCCAAUUAGCUACUGAUCAUAUUGAUAAUUUGACAAAACAAAGGGUAACAAAUGUUUCAAUUUUAUUUUCCCAUUUUUAA